UAGCAACAAAUAAAGCAAAAUGGAGUCGGAUAGAGGAAGUGUCGAAACGACCGACACAGUAGAUAAUCCUCUACAGGAUCUUACCAAUGAACAGUUAUAUCAGUUGGUGGAGGAAACAGCCCGAGCCAAUGAAGUGCUGGCUGCAGAAACCCAAAUGUUUGAGAGGUUUCUCAAACGAGUGGAACCUAUCAAAGACAUUAUUGGCCCCACACAACAGGCCUCUGUUGCAUCCGUUACGUCACAGGCAGAGGUUCGCGGUUCCAGGAGACGGUCCAAAUCUCGCAGCAGUACCACGGACAGAUUGUUAAAGUUAACAGCGGAACAGAAAUGCGACAUUGCCCAGAGAGAAAUUGAAGAGCUUAGGGAUGAAAUUGAACGACUGAACGAAGAAUCUGAGAAAGUUUUGGAUACAUACAAGGCUAUAAUGGAAGAAGCCGAUCUCCGGUUAGCUGAAAUAAAGAAAGAAUCAUAUGAAUUUGACCGAGAUAUUGUCAAGGGAGCUGUCAAUCAACGGACAGCCAAAGUGAUUGCAGAGAAAGUCAUUCGAUACUUUGAAGACCGGCUAAGAGCUCGGGACACACUGAUUGAAAAGUUACGUCUCAAAAAUUCGACUCUAAAAGUGCAGAAGAAAAAGUUACAUUUGCAGUUAAAACAGAAAGAAGAAAUGGGUGAAGUGUUGCAUGAGGUUGAUUUCAACCAGCUGAAGAUCGAGAAUCAGCAGUAUCUGGAGAAGAUAGACGAGAGAAACCAGGAUCUGUUACGGCUCAAACUGAUGGCGGGAAACACAUUACAAGUCUUAAAUAUAUACAAGAAAAAGCUUCACACACUAACGAUGGAAUCAGAAAGACUUGAUACCGAGAUAACAUCGAGGAAUGAACUCCUCAAGAGGAUUGAUUCAGAGACAAAAACUGUUGAAGUGGAGAGAGCAAAAGCGGAGUCUAUAAACCGGAAAUUGCGCCAGGAGCUGGCCGACUACCGAGUGCCGGAUGUGAUGCAGUACGUGCAGGAGAAAGCCGACCUGUACGAGAUCAAGAAGAAAGUCAAGAGCUGGGAGAGGAAAGUGGAAAUUGCAGACAUGGCUCUAAAAACCCACCGGAAGACUUGGAAUCAGAUACAAAGAGGGAGUGGCUUGUCGGAGCCUUGGAGGAUCGCAUAAACUGGAGGAACUCCGUAUAUUUAUAUGUUGAUAAAACAUGGAAAUCGGUUUCAUUACAUUCCAGCCAGUGUGAACCGCAUUUUAAUUUUUAACGAAGAUUGUUGUCAUCAAAAUACAGCAACAAUUUGUGAUAAACCUUUUUACUUUUGUUUUAAAUACAAUCUAUUCAAGGCUUGAAAUUCAUUUUUGUGGAGUGAGAAACAUUCUUUGCUUUUCAGAUUUUAAGCUGGAAGCAAAAUGCUAUAGGAAGUGAGAAGCAGAUGUAGAAAUUAGUCUCAAAAUUUUAAAAGACUUGUAGUGUACUUUUUUUUUAACAACAGUGAGAAAAGAUGAGACAAAUGUGGAUAAAAGUUGAUGAUUUAUAUUAUCGCUUUUGAAAAUGUGGAAUUCUCUGUAUGUGUGUAAUACUGUCAAACAUGAGAUGGAAGGCAUAAGCUGCUUGUGGAGUUCAUUAUUAGAAAGCAUACUGUACAUGUUGUCAUGGAAUAAAAGCAAUUUGGUGAAUUCGCUAUAAAAAUAUGUCGCCACAUUGAAAUUUCAUUUAGCAAAAAUAGCAGAACAUCCAUAAACAACAGAUGAUUUUCAAAUUAUCAUUUUGGCUAUUUGCCAAAUUAAACUUAUAAUUUCAUGAGCGACAGCUUAAACUCUGAUUGUACAUUUUGAGUGCAUUUAUCAAUUUCAAGCCUUGAUAUUUUGAAAGAGAAUGGGAUGUAUUUUCUAAAUUGUAAACACACCGACACAUUUUUUUAAUAUUGUGAAGCUGAUUUUUAACAAAAUAAAAUAAAACUGACUGACUGUAUAUAGUGUGAAAGAAACAUUAAAAAUACCAAAAAAAAUAAAGAUUACAUGGUAUUUCCAACAUGAGACUCCAUAUAGGAUCCUGAAAUUAAAUGUUUAUUUCAGGUCACACUUUACUGUAUCAUUAAAAUUAUGUCACAUCUUUAUUUUGAAACAUUUUUACUGUUCUGUGUACAGUGUAUCUGUGAUAUAAAGUAUUAUAUUUGUGUUAUACGUGA
Molecule: messenger RNA, 2172 nt
Organism: Gigantopelta aegis
Lineage: Eukaryota; Metazoa; Mollusca; Gastropoda; Neomphalida; Peltospiridae
Product: coiled-coil domain-containing protein 113-like
Exons: 8
Coding region: 20-1156 (378 amino acids)
Biological process (GO): cilium assembly
Cellular component (GO): ciliary basal body; axoneme
Source: RefSeq, a predicted model, not a curated record